AUGUUAAGGCACUUUACUCCAUCCAGAUCAAUAUUUUUUGCCUCAGAGGAAAUGGUCCGAGAGCUGGAAAGGGAUUUCCCAGCAGAGCUACAGAUAAGCUUUAUUGCAUAUCGGGACUGUUCUCCCAGUGUGGACCAGAAGUUUUGCCCUGGGCUUCAUAUUUCCAUUUUUGCCAAGAGUCAAUUAGAAAAUUCAAGCAUUUUGAAUUUUCUAUAA
Molecule: messenger RNA, 216 nt
Organism: Blepharisma stoltei
Lineage: Eukaryota; Ciliophora; Heterotrichea; Heterotrichida; Blepharismidae
Source: the annotation of a GenBank genome assembly